CACCUCCAAAACAACUGCAUUAUUGACCCACCCUGAUUAAUUAAUUUUGGUUGCUGUGUAAGUAAGAGGAUGGAUACACAUCCCCAAAGUUCAGUUCAGGCAGGGAUGUCGACGGUUUUUAAUGAUGUAAAUAACGCAGCGGGUGUGGUAUAUGAGUCACAAUUGGUAUAUGAGUCACAAAAAGACUUAAGUGUGUUUGCCUACCUUUGUUUUUCAUGUUUUGUGAGGUGAUCUAAACACUCAUGGACUGUAAAAGUAGAAAAAUGUGACCGGCCUAAGCAGAAGCUCCGUAGAAUUCCCAGUGUUGGCCGCCAUGUUUUAACAAUUUGAUUGACCGGACAGCCUGGCAAAAUGUGACUGAAUACUGAAUUAUGUGUGGAACUAGUCUUACUGCUCUAGAAAUCUCUCAGACAUGAUACUCACCACUUGGUCUAAGCAGGGUGAAGUGCUUCUUUAAGGUUGCAUAUCCGUUUAAAAUCAAACGUGAAACAGCUUGACUGAAAAUGAACUGUAUAAUUGAAGGAAACGGUGUGAAGGUGUUUGGAAAGGCAAUUCAUGCCCUGGCGCGCAUAGGGGAUGAAUUAUGGUUGGACCCUAUGGUGAAAGGGUUGGCCGUGAGGUCGGUGAACUCAGCUCAUUCAGCAUACGCUUGCUUCUGCUUCUCCCCACUGUUCUUCCAACGCUACUGCCCAAACACAGGACCAGCCGGGGCCUGUGGAACCGUCAAAUGCAAGCUGGUCAUGAAGUCACUGUUGCCACUGUUUCGGUGCCUGGCUACAAUUGAGCGUAAUGUGGAUUGCUGUCAAAUAUCCAUCAACCUCCCAGACAACCGGGUUAUAUUCCAGUUUCACUGCAGACAUGGUAUCACCAAAACACAUAACCUGGGUUUCCAAGAGAGCGAAGCUUUGCAGGCAGUGUUUUCUUCUCACCUCUGUCCUAAUGUCCUGAAGGCCCAAGCCAGACUUCUAGGUGACAUGGUAAUGCACUUCCCAGUCUCUCAGGAGGAGAUAACUCUCUCCAUGUCUCCUCUGAGAGUAAAUCUGAAAAACUACUACGAAGAGGAUAAGGAUCGCAUUAAGGCCAUGCACACCAAGAUGUCUUUAGACCCCAGUGAGUUUGACUACUUUCAGGUUGGCGUCGACUCGGACAUAACCUUCUGUCUGAAGGAGCUGAGGGGGUUUCUGUCAUUUGCUGAAUCAUAUGGGCUACCGGUGUCUGUCCACUUUGGUGCUGCAGGAAAGCCUGUGUCCUUCAGCAUGGAAGAUAUGGUGCUGGAAGCCAAUGUGGUGUUGGCCACCCUAGUUGAUCCAGAGAGCAAGACCCUUUCCCAGGCUACAGAUGUCCCGCCACCUGCUGCACUACGGUGUGGAGGUGUUGGGGAGCCUAUGGAGAAAGACGGAGAUGCUGCCCCCCCCCAGGCCCAGAGGUUUCCCUCUGGAAACGAGCUGGUAGUAUCCAGCCAGGGAAGCCCAGUGACUGGUGGAGCUGCCCCGCCGUGUGUUACCAGGACGGAAGGUUUUGACCGGCUCAGAACCCCACCUCAGGCACAUGCUGGUCCUGGCAUCACAGCCCCUGAUUCCUCUGAGGUUCACUCCCUGCUCUUUGGGGCCAUGUCCUGUGAGCAGGGGUUUGGUCGUUCCUCUGUUCUGCCCAGUCUGGUGUGUUCCAGUGAUACCGAGGAUGAUGGGAGGUUAUAAUGGGAUCAGUGGGUCAUUGGACGUUGUCUCAAAAUAGUAAAUAAGCCAAGAAGUGCUUUUAUUACCUGUUUUCUUUGGACUAUUGUACUGUGUAUUGUAAAUGAGUUUUUUAACAAGAUUGUUUUUAUUUUUCAUUUAAUUUGUGCAUAAAAUGUAUGUUCUUAAAGGAUAGUUUGACUAACAAGUUAUUCAAAUAGUAUUUGGGAAUUUUUUGUUGUUGGAAGGAACAAGGAAACAUUAAAAUAUUUAUUCUA
Esox lucius (northern pike) is the source of this 1951-nucleotide messenger RNA. It is a transcript of the gene rad9b, whose product is annotated as RAD9 checkpoint clamp component B. The transcript has 11 exons. The record is from RefSeq and is a predicted model, not a curated record. Gene Ontology annotation, biological process: cellular response to ionizing radiation; DNA repair; DNA replication checkpoint signaling. Gene Ontology annotation, cellular component: checkpoint clamp complex. The coding region runs from base 504 to 1697 and encodes 397 amino acids. Lineage: Eukaryota; Metazoa; Chordata; Actinopteri; Esociformes; Esocidae.